Messenger RNA from Rhinopithecus roxellana (golden snub-nosed monkey), 650 nucleotides. It is a transcript of the gene CMC1, whose product is annotated as C-X9-C motif containing 1. NCBI's taxonomy places the organism in Eukaryota, Metazoa, Chordata, Mammalia, Primates, Cercopithecidae. Gene Ontology annotation, cellular component: mitochondrion. The record is from RefSeq and is a predicted model, not a curated record. The coding region runs from base 193 to 513 and encodes 106 amino acids. The transcript is spliced from 4 exons.
CGGGCGGCGGAAGUAGGAACCUGGGAAGGAAGAGGGGAAGGGGCCUGGCUGUGCUUUGCAAAGGGCCCACGUUUCUGUUGUGGGAAGCUCCCGGAGGUCGCACGUGCGUCCGAGCCCAAGCCCCUCCCCUCCACUCCCCUCCCCGCUUGCCGGGGAGCCGCCGAGCGGCUGGCUUCCUCUCAGCCCGCCGAGAUGGCGCUCGACCCCGCAGACCAGCAUCUCAGACAUGUUGAAAAAGAUAUUUUGAUCCCUAAAAUAAUGAGAGAAAAGGCCAAAGAGAGGUGUUCUGAACAAGUUCAAGAUUUUACCAAAUGUUGCAAGAACUCUGGAGUUCUUAUGGUAGUAAAAUGCCAGAAAGAAAACUCUGCGUUGAAAGAAUGUCUAACUGCUUACUAUAAUGAUCCAGCCUUUUAUGAAGAAUGCAAAAUGGAAUACCUGAAGGAAAGGGAAGAAUUCAGAAAAACUGGAAUUCCUACAAAGAAAAGGCUACAGAGGGUUCCAACAAGCAUGUAGGCGGAUACUCAAAUGACAUUCAGGAACUCUAAUAUUCAUGGAAGUCAUUUUAUAGUAUAAAUCACCUUAAAUAAUGAACUCAAGCAUGUAUGUUUGCUUUAAUUAUGGAAAUACUGAAAUAAAUAUUUUACUUCAAA